AUGCGACUGUAUUUGACUCCAUAUGCGAUCCUGGCGGUAUGCGUGGUCGGCUCAGACUACCCACAAGAUCCCUAUGCAACACUUGGCGUGUCCAAGACUGCUAAUAUAAAAGAGAUAAAGAGAGCAUACAAACAGCUGGCCAAAGAAUGGCAUCCAGACAAGAACACCGCUCCGGACGCGCAGGAGCGAUUUGUGGCGAUCAGUCGGGCGUACGAGCUACUCUCCGAUCCGCUGAAGAAAGAGCGAUUCGACAAAUUUGGGACCAUUGAUGACACUCCUCAGUCUUCGUCUUAUCACCAUCAGCAUGUGUUUUCUGGAUUUGAGCAUUUUAAUAUGGUUAGCAGAUGUGUUUCAGACGACUUAGCAGCAAAAAGUUAUUGUCAACCGUUUCUUCUCUACGCAUAUUCCAAUUACUGUCAGUUGUGCUUUCGCUUGCAAGCUCAGUGGAAAGCGAUCUCUGAGUAUUUGGGGCCUCUCGGUUAUGGCAUCGGUACUGUAAACGCGUUGACUGAUGGUAAUCUGCUGGAAAAGUUGCGUGUAUCGCGGCUUCCAGCCAUUGUUGCUAUCGUUGAAGGCAGAGUGACGCACUUUCGUUCGGAUAUGUUCCUGUUGAAUGAGAAGGACGUUCGCGUUUUUGCUCGUGAUGUAAUUCCGAGAUCGUUUAUGGGUUUUAUCAAUUCACGCGACGCGUUGUCGCGAUUCGUGAGUCAGUGGGAGCCCAGCAACAAGGUAUCAGUUAGUGAUAAGAUACCUUCAGCUGUGUUUACAUUGUGCUCUAUCUCAGUCGUUGUAUUGGGUACUGCGACAGAACCCCGUAUGAGAUACUUGCUUGCCGCAAUGAAGUAUUCACAUUUUGCUCGCUUUGCUUAUAUUCAUCUUUCAUCUCCAUUGAAAGAGAUUUCUUCCACGGAAUAUCUGGAUGAGUUGUGCCCCGUUUCUUCAAGGAAUCUUCGACGUAUUUGUGUCGUUUUACCUGUCAUGGAUUCUCGUGAAGAUGUGGUCUUUCUUAACAGUUUCCGAGUGUUUACUCGUCAGUACAAUAAAAAAUAUGCUCAACAAAAAGUGGUCUUGACAUAUAUUUAUGUGAAUAAGCAAUCCGAAUGGAUUAAACCAUUUUUAGAAAAGAAGAAUGGCGAAAGCGCAAAAGCUCGAGAUGUAUUAGUGCUUUGGCGCUUAGAGCAUGUGAAGGCGCGCUUCACGUGGCUUGAGGCAGCAUGGGGUGAUGACGUUGACCACUUUAAAAAUCUUCUAGAUGGUGUUAUUUCUCAAGCUAUUAAACUCGAGCAAACGGCUUCUGUUGGAAACUUGGUCAAUGAGUAUGCUCCUUCAUGGUGGACGCGAAUGUGCCGUGCCUUGGUGCGCAUGGUGCAGUCUGCUUGGUUCCAUCUAACAAAAGAGGAAGCGUAUCCGGUGCUAUCGGCUGUUGCAACGUUUUUUGUUAUUCUCAUCGUUGGUUAUGGAUUGAACUACAUGAACCAAGAGACUAGGCCAAAGAAAGAAUGCUUACAGCUUAUAACUUUUGCUUUCAAGGAAAAACCAAAGAAAAACACUUCCGAAGAAUGGCAUCCUGAAGAUCCACAGUCAAAAAAUGAGACUUAUACGAAGCUUAAUUCUCAAGUGAGAUUGCAACGGUACGCUUCUUUCUUUCAACUGUUGAUAUUCCACUUGUUCUAUGGAGACUCCUUUAUUAAGUUUAGUUCAGCUUACAAAGGGUACGUAUUUAUCAUUGAAUCUGCAUCUUUUAGUGCACUGUCGAUUAUGAGUCCACAUAUUCAUGAGCUACGUGCAGAGAGUUAUUUCGGUAUGAUACGUCUACUCAAACCUGGAUGCCGGUCGCUGAUUCUGUUGGUCGAUGAGCAGAGUAAAAAUAACCUGUUAAUGCAGUUUGCUCUAUACAUUCUUCCUCUAAAGAAAUUGAUUGUACCAUCUUCUUCAUUCUGGGUUGUCUUGGAUUCAGGACAGCAAAGAAUUCUGGUUUUUAGUAACAAAACCUUUUCGUUUGGUUACUUGAUGGUGGAGAAAAAUCUCCCUUGGUUCCGAAAGCUACUUGAGCACACACUUCCAUUAGGUGAUAGCUGCGGUAUUACAGAAGGGGAUUCACUCUAUGUAAAAUUAAAGUCGAUUAAUCCGCGACAAACUAUCGGUACGGUCCUGUCAUUGUGUGGCUGGAAGCUAUACUUUUCCAUAUACCAUCCUAUGCACAGGAUUGAGAAGAAGAAGCAUCAACCACAACAACACUUCUUGGGCUUUGAUAGUGAGGAUGAUAUCAGUUCUGAUUCGGAUAUGGUACGUCGCGGUGGUACUGUGAGUGAGGAGAACGUUCUGAAUGGUUUUCCAAACUGGUUGGAUCGACUGCUUGAGGGUUCUGUACGGCGCUAUUACAUACCAGAAUGGCCUGACAACCUUCGAUGA
Molecule: messenger RNA, 2412 nt
Organism: Angiostrongylus costaricensis
Lineage: Eukaryota; Metazoa; Nematoda; Chromadorea; Rhabditida; Metastrongylidae
Source: the annotation of a GenBank genome assembly